AAGAAGUUUGGAGUUGGAUUAUAUUUAUAAAUUUGCCCAAAUAAUGUUGCGUCCUGGAAGUGGAGGUCCUCUGCAUAAAUUGGCUGUGAAUGAUAAAUGCCAUGAAGUCCAUUCAGUCACUUAGUUCACUCACCCUAUGACGGAAUGACUUCCAAUUCAUUUUGGUGGUGGCGGAUAAAAAUACAAACAAAUCUGGAAAACCGUGCCGUAUGGAGAGGUUUGACAUGGAAAACAGAUGUGGGUGAACUUUGAUUCCCAAGUGACAUGAUGUGCAACAUGUGAGAACAUGGGAAAUCAUCUUAAUUUGGUGACUCAAUUUGGUGUUUUACGCAUGUAUUUCGUCAUAAAGUCACAGAAUACCGACAUUUGUGUCAUUGGCAGAGAUUACUAAUUGAAUGAGGCGGUGGAUUUUCCCCCGGAGGGCUGUUAAAGUGAGUGAAAGUUACCGCCUCCUCCAUCUGACACACCCUGUAUAAAACACUGGCAGCGCUGGGAGGCUGACAGAAGAGCCUGGAAAAUAUUGGAAGUCAUCCCACAGCACAAUCUUCAUCUUCUAACAAGGAUUCUCUGCUGGGAUGUUGCUGGUUGUGGUUCUCUGCCUGCUGGCUUGCGUUCACUCGGGCAUUGAUGCGUAUCCACGCCAGCCUGCCACCCCGAAAGAAGGAGCACCCCCCGAGGAAAUGGCCAAAUACUACUCUGCACUCAGACACUACAUCAACCUUAUUACAAGGCAGAGAUAUGGAAAACGAGACAUUCCAGACACAAUGUUUUCUGAUGUGUUUGUAAAGGAGAGCACAGAGACUAUUCCUGGGUCCAGUUAUGGCAGGUAUGAUGAGCUGCCAAUGUGGUGAUGAUCUCAGAGUUGCUUGAAACUUUUCAUUUGGAGUUAAUUGUCAAUUGUGGUGCAUGAAAUAUUGUAUUUAAUAAUAUUAAAGUAUAUGUAUAUUGUAAAUAAUGUUUUUUUCACAUCUUGUUGGCCCGAUAUGCAGCGUUCCUUACUAAACAGUGCCCUCUUGUGAUAAUCUGUGGUACAACGAUAUUUUGGUAAUACUGCACACUAUUAAAUUGUGCUUUGUUUUUGGGACGGGAAUAAAAUUUAAAAAAUGAGAAAAAUCUCUAUUUUAUAUUUCCAAUUAUUAUCAUUAUCAUAUUCUUUUAAUAAUUAUAGGUGGUAGUUUCUCUAAUAUAUAUUAGUCAACAAACACGGAGCUGUCACUAAGUUACGAUGUUUAGGUAAUUUUAAAUUUUUGUACCAUUUCACAAUUUCCAAAUGUAUGUUGAAUUUCUGUGUCAGUGAUUCUCAAAGUGUAGGCUCCUGUGGGAUGCAAAAGAAUCCCUGCCUAUGUACAGUUCAGUUGUAUUUAACCUUUUUUGUAGAAUACAGUUGUAUUACAUCGAUUUGAACUUUUAUCCAAGUGAUUUUAAUUGAACUUUUAUGUGUAAUGCAUUUGAAUGGAAUCAUUAUGUCAUUACAGGUUAUUUUUAUAUUCAUAUCGAAAUGCAGGGGUGAUUUUCAAACUGCAUCAUGAUGACCAUAAGGUGGCUUACAAUCAUAAAUACACUAACACUUGGGCCUACUACACUCCUGUAUUUUAUUGUUGAUCACGAUAAUGGUACUUCUUAAAAAAAAAAGUUUGGGAAACACUGUAUUAUAUCUACUGUGUAUUUUCUUUAAAUAAAUGUGAAAAUAGACAAA
Molecule: messenger RNA, 1696 nt
Organism: Hippocampus zosterae (dwarf seahorse)
Lineage: Eukaryota; Metazoa; Chordata; Actinopteri; Syngnathiformes; Syngnathidae
Product: peptide YY-like
Exons: 4
Coding region: 576-851 (91 amino acids)
Biological process (GO): neuropeptide signaling pathway; feeding behavior
Cellular component (GO): extracellular region
Molecular function (GO): neuropeptide Y receptor binding; neuropeptide hormone activity
Source: RefSeq, a predicted model, not a curated record